AUUUUACACAAUAAAAAAAUGAAUAGUGAUUGAUGCCAUGGUCAUUUAAUUUCUAUCCAUCCAUCCAGCGCGCUCCCCAGAUUCUGAAAUGGAGAAAAGUAAUGCAGCCGCAGCUACAGUUCAGCAUGUCACCAGAUCUUCAUCGGACGAGCUUCUCAGGAAGUUCGCCGAAGUGGGAGGGUCUCUAUCGGAAGACAGGCGACAGCUCCGACUCGUCAAGCGCCUCAAAAGGAGAGAACUCGCUCUGUUCGCCGCCGCCGGCGCUCGUCGUCGUAGUAGCAGCAUUUAUUGCGGAAGAGAAGCGGCCAAUGGCAGUGGUGCGACGGUGGUGGAGCGCAAGUCUCUUCUCUCUCCGCCGGCUUAUAAGAGGCCGACUCCGCAUUUCGGAAUUGGGAAAGUUAGGGUCCGAGCCCGGGAGUUGAAUAAUAGGUCUUUCGUGGCUACGCUAGUAAAGACAUGGCGAAAGACUGUAGAGGGGGCUUCCAAGAUUUUCUUAGAGAAACAAAAGCAUUAUAACCAACACAAGCGCCUCAUCAAUAGCGACGACAUCUACUAGCAACGCAACAUCGAUCAAUGAUUUAUUCCGGCCUGGCUUAAUCAUUUGUUUAUUUAUUUAGGGAUUAUUUAUUUUUGAAAGGAAUCAUUUAUUUAUUUAUUUUGUACGUACAAGUUGUUUUAUACACGGAGAAUGAAUUAUUGUUUGAAAGGAAUAAACUUUAGAGCCUUUUGGUAACAUUGAAAUCGACAAAAUCGUCUUAUUCUGCUGAAAUUUAUAAAGUUCUGUCU
Messenger RNA from Cuscuta europaea, 786 nucleotides. The record is from the annotation of a GenBank genome assembly. Lineage: Eukaryota; Viridiplantae; Streptophyta; Magnoliopsida; Solanales; Convolvulaceae.